CUGUGCCUGUUUCACAAAAGAUGAAACCCUUUGGCAACCUGUCUCCUCGCAGAUUGUCUGGUGUGAACACCUUGUUUUCUAUCUCGCUGCACUCGUAGCAGCUUCUUAUCAUAACCUCGCAUUUCCACACAGGAUUAAGUGUUAAUACGCAUACAUAAUACAUUUCCUUGGUUUAACCUGAAAAUUGUGUCUAGUUACACAGCAUGUUUCCCUUGAAGUGUAAACUCUUUGUCUACUUUAUUUCAACUUGGAAUGUCAUUCAGUUUUUGUUCUGCAGUGUAUAUUAUUAUUGUUAUUAACAGGUAAGGUGUAAUUUCUCCAAUACUUGGCUGAUCCCCCCUGCGCCUAAUAAAUAACAUCAUGUACAAUAAGUCAUGUACAGUAAGUAAUGUGUACACUGUGGACAGUUAUUCCGUAUAUUUGUGGACAUGAUAUUCGCAGCGGGCACGUGCUGAACGACUCAUUUAUUACAUGCAAUGCUUCACAUUCGGGCUCCGAGGGCCCACAAAACGCCCACAAACAGCGCGUUACGCACCACGACAACGGAGGCUCUAGCCAAGUUCUCAGGGCAACGCUUGACGUCAUCUCAACGCACGGCGAAAACGCGCCCUACUCUCGCGAGAUAAGCGCUGCCCCUCCGCCGUGUCCCGACAAGAGCGCCGUGCCAGGUUUGGAGGAAACACUACAGCUCGCAGCGUCGUCCGCUGCACUUGUAGAAAGACAAAAAAAUAAUAAUAAUAAAAAUAAUAAUGAUAAUAUGCAGUCAGUCCUGCAAAUACCAGUAUCGGCCAAAAUGUUAUUUUUCUCUAGCUACAUAACAACCUCGAUGACGUUAAUUGUGGCGGGUAUUAUUAUAAACCGAAUUUCUGAAUAAGAAUGACUUUUUUGGCCAAAUUUGCUGUGGUUCUUGACGAUUCGUUUUUCCAGAAUUUUAUGUUAUGUUUUUAAAAAACUCGUGAAUCAUCCGUAACGAUCACGACAGGAUACUGUGCUCACUGUAUAAUGCACGCUUUUAGACGCAGCUGUGAUCUUAACCGGCGUAUUGGAUACAUGCAAUGGAGGUACAAUAUAAUAAGUGAACUGAUGAACGGGGGGGGUUGGAACAGGGACGCAACUGUCCGUUUGCCGUGAAGUGGACAAAAGGGCAGGUUUGCGUGCACGUGCAGCUCGGGCCCCCCGGAGGGCUGUCAGAGACAUGAUUUGUGGACAUAACCGCGCGCCUUAUUAUCAGCUCCACUGUGUCCGAUACGUGUCAUUUCAAUACAGUCACUUGUUCGGGGAAACCCGGCGCGCGCGUGCGUGCGUGCGUGCGUGCGUGCGUGUGUGUUGGGGGGGGGGCGCUCGGAGGCGCAACGAGAAAACACACUCGUCGCAGGGGGGACUUGAAUUCUCACACGAGGGGGAGGGAGGAAGCAAAACAGCAACGACAAAGAAAAGGAGACGAGGAAAGACUGAAUAUCGGGCGGGGGGGGCGGAGACGCGCUGCGUCGAGGAACUUUUCUUGGCGGCGCGCGCGUCGGCUCGGCCCCGGCGUCCGAACGCGGAGGCUGCGUCCCCCCGCGAGCAGCGACACGGACACGAAACCCCCCCCCGCGGUCCCGUGCUCCCCCUCCCUUCAAAGAGGGGUCAAAGUUCACAGGAAGCUGGGGGGCUGCCAUUUUUCCUCGCAAACAUUUUCCGAUGCAAGAGAGGCGAGGAGCGGCGGUCGCUGCGCGCUCCUUCCUGCUGGUUUCGCUCCGCACGCGAAGUCCGCUCCGUCUCGCGCCUCCCGCCUCCGCGUGCACGAGGAGGACAUGGAGCGCGUCGCGGAGCAGCCGUGGAAUUCCUCGUACACGUACCAGGUGAGCGAGCACAGCGCCGAGAUGCUGCACAACCUGAACGCGCAGCGCAAAGAUGGAGGCCGCUUCUGCGACGUGCUGCUGCGCGUCGGCGAGGAGAGCUUCCCCGCGCACAAGGCGGUGCUGGCGGCGUGCAGCGAGUACUUCGAGUCGGUGUUCAGCUGCCAGGCGGAGGGCGACGGGGAGGCCAAGGAGCUCGAGAUGCACACGAUCAGCCCCAAAGUUUUUAAGGACAUCCUGGACUUCGCGUACACGUCGCGCAUCGUCGUGCGCCUCGAGUGCUUCCCGGAGCUCAUGACGGCCGCCAAGUUCCUGCUCAUGCGCUCCGUCAUCGACAUCUGCCAGGAGGUGAUCAAGCAGUCCAACGUGCAGAUCCUCGUGCCGCCGCCGCCGUCGCGCGCCGACCUGGGCGCCUCGUUCCGCACGGCCGGGGAGCUCGGCUACCCGCUGCCCCUGGACAUGUCCAACGGCGCCGCCGCCGCUGCUGCCGCCGCCGCCGGCGGGGUGCUGGCCAACGGAUCCGCGUUCCCCGGCGCGGCCAACGGCCAGGGCCACGACGGCGCGGGCGCGCUGCUGUCGAGCGGCGGCUCCCAGGCGGCCGCGGCGGCGGUGCCCGUGUCCGUGUCGGUGCCGCACGCGGGCGCGCAGCCCGAUCUCCCCGGAAGCGCCUUUCCCACCGCCGCAGCUGCCGCUGCCGCCGCCGCUGUCAAGAGGGGCCGGGGGCGGCCCAAGAAGGUGGCCGCGACGACGGAGCCGCUACUCUUCGGCCACGGCCUCGCCAAGGAGGCGAGUGUGUUCCCGUGCGGCGUCUGCGGCAAGAUCUUCACGGAGGCCGUUCGCCUGCGGAACCACGAGGCGCAGCACGCCGCGGCCAGCGCGCUCCAUGGCGGCGGCGGCGGCGGCGCGGACGGCCCCGUGGUGGGCGCGGGCGCUGCCGGCUUGGUGCCCCACGCCGCCGCCGCCGACGUGCUCGAGAACGGCGUGGCCGCGGACGGCGGCCGCAAGCGCGAGAGGACGCGGCGGCACGUGGGCUGCGACCUGUGCGGCAAGGUGUUCCGCGACGUGUACCACCUGAACCGGCACAAGCUGUCGCACUCGGGCGAGAAGCCGUACGCGUGUCCCGUGUGCGGCCUGCGCUUCAAGCGCAAGGACAGGAUGUCCUACCACGUGCGCUCCCACGACGGCUCCGUGGGCAAACCGUACGUGUGCCAGAACUGCGGGAAGGGCUUCUCCAGGCCGGACCAUCUGAACGGACACAUAAAGCAAGUCCACACGUCCGAGAGACCCCACAAGUGCCAGAUAUGCAACGCCUCUUUUGCGACGAGAGACCGGUUGCGCUCCCACCUGGCCUGCCACGAGGACAAGAUACCCUGCCAAGUGUGUGGGAAGUUCCUGCGGGCGGCGUACAUGACGGACCACCUCAAAAAACACAGCGAGGGUCCGCACAACUACUGUGGCAUAUGCAACAAAGGUUUCUCCACCGCCUCCUACCUUAAGGUGCACGUAAAAACGCACCACGGCUCUCCUCUUCUACCCGCCGCCACUGCGCAUUCCUUCCCCGAGCCCCGCGAGUCUCAGACGCACAACGGCGCCCCCUACCACUCGGGACGCCCGUGCGCAGUGGAAGACCUGUGCACCAGUCGCCGGCUGCUGGUCACAUUCCCUGAGGCGGAGGGCCGUUUCCGCGGGCUGACGGGGCCCCCGGUGCUGCCCCCGCCUUGUGCCCCGAGUCUUGGUUUGCAGCCCGAGCUCCUCCUGGGCAAGCCCGGGGGGACUCCCUAUUUCUGGGAGUGCCGAGCUGCUGGGGCGCCGGGCUUCGCCCCACAAGGGCCUGUCGCAGAAGGGCAGGAGGACACGAGCAAGUGCCCGCACCAGGACUCUGAGAGCUCCGAUACCUCAUUCGGGGAGCUGUCCGAUGUCGGGGAGCUCAAGGUUCAGCGAAAGGCGCAGGAAGACGGCUUGGGCGCCUUCGCCUGCGGUGGCGGUGGCAGCGGGGGGCCGCAGGCAGGGGGCAGCAAAGGCAAAGGAGACUCUGACAAAAAGCAUCCGUGCAGCGACUGCGGUCAGGCCUUCCGCUCCAAGUCCUACCUCAACAAGCAUCUGCAGCGAGUGCACGGAGGGGCCCCCAAAGGGCUCUCGGGUGACCUGGCGCCUUCCCUGGGCUCCCCUUUCUCACCGCAGCAGAACAUGUCCCUCCUGGAGUCCUUCGGGUUCCAGAUCGUCCAGUCCGCCUUUGCAUCCUCGCUGGCCGACACCGAGGCCGGACACAGCGGCAUGGCAAUGGGGGGCAAGUGAACUGAAGCUGGGCUGAACGUUGCCCCUAGCCCCUCCUCGCCCGUCCCCUCCCCCCGCGCUCCUGUGCCGGAGCCUGUUCGGAGGGCAUAUUCCACUUUCGUUCACGUGUUCUCGAGACUUUCUUCUCAUGCCAGUGAACACUUGUUGUUGCCGGUGGGAUCGGGAGCCGCGAGCUUACGGAACAGUUUCCACGAGAGAAGUGUACAUAAGUACAUGUGUGUUUCCUUUCGUUCGGUGUACGCCAGCGCUGUCUGCUCUUUGCUCUCCCACCCAGUAGGGCCUCUUAAGUUGUGUUUCCGAAAAGCUGUCCAGGUGCCUUCUGUGUGCACCAGGAUCUCCAGCGACAUGUGGCUCACAUGGCAGAAGGCGGCGCAGGUCCGCGCCCCUCCCUUCCGACAGUCCCACCCACACUUAUGCUAAUGAGAUGCUAAUGAGAUUUUAAUGAGAUGCAACACGCGCUUUACAUGCACGCACAUUCGUUAAGCUGGCAGUUGUGAAAUCCGCUCUUGUUUUUGUUCCCGGUAUUUAAGUCUAUUUUAAUGUCAGUACGACUCAUGACACGAGUUAUGUUAACUUCGCACGAUUAGUUAAUGCAGCGUUUCACAGCUGGUUGGCAGAUGAGCACUUGGGCCCCAGUAGUCCGCGCGCGCGCUGUGUCCCCCGUCGGCUCCUCAUGGUUUUGGGAAAAACUAAAAAGGCUCGUCUGUGAAAUCGAUGAACCGAGGGCGGGGUUUGGGGUGAAGGGGGACGGAAUCCCGCAAUCCGCCAUCCGUUUGAAAAGCACUUACCAACCAAGUCUCUUAAAAUCGAAUCGAAGUGAGACGUGACUCGUAGACACGUCGUCACUGUAUUUAUCGUAGCGUCUUCAAGAGCCAAGUGUCAGAACACUUUGCAAAGCGCCCGAACGAACUUGUUGGAGUAGAAGAAGGACGCGCGUUAGCGCUGCAUUCCGACACACCUCCUUCCGCCUUUUGGUCGAGCCGCUUCCCACCCGUAAUUACGGUAAAGCGGAGGGGCGGUGGGCGUGGCCUGUGCGCGUGGACACUCAUCUCCCGGCGGACUGCUGUUCGGCCGCAACUGCGCAUGUCCGGGUCAACUUGGUAACGGCGGGAGCGAAUCGUCCGCAGUGAUUUGGUUUUACAGCCCUGGGGUGUGUGUGUGUGUGUGUGUGUGUGUGUGUGUGUGUGUGUGUGUGUUGGGAGUGGGGGGUCACGGUCCUGUCCCCAGGCCUGCGCUUCAACUCCACAGUGGACACUCCUGCUGCCUUUUUUCCUCGUCUCCCUGACUGUAAAAAAUUGUUUUAUGUCCACCUUGGGGACAUUGGACAAAUGGUAAUUAUUUGACUUUCCUAAUUUUGCGUUUUAAAGUUCUUAUAUAUGUGGCCCAGUGGGAAAUUCCUAAUUUAUAUGGUGGCGGUCAGAAAUCAAAUGGCCAGUGUAUAGUGAUGAGUUAGACUGUGUUUUUACCUGUGUCUUUUUACCUGUGUUGGCGCUUACCAGGAGCUUUCCAGUGCUUGCAUGGAUUCUGUCACUUCUUCAUAGGAGACUCAUUUUAGUCUUAUUCUUUUCAGUCUUUUGCAAAGUGCCUUCCAAAUACUGAUCGUAAAAAACCGUUUACAACAAUAAGCUGGAAAAAAGAAACGUUCAACAAACAAAACGCGGAUACUUUUGUACAGCAACAUGUACACAUGGAACCAAGAUGUACAUCUGGAAAUGUUGUAUCU
Molecule: messenger RNA, 5856 nt
Organism: Scleropages formosus (Asian bonytongue)
Lineage: Eukaryota; Metazoa; Chordata; Actinopteri; Osteoglossiformes; Osteoglossidae
Gene: patz1
Product: POZ/BTB and AT hook containing zinc finger 1
Exons: 7
Coding region: 1794-4133 (779 amino acids)
Biological process (GO): regulation of transcription by RNA polymerase II
Cellular component (GO): nucleus
Molecular function (GO): protein binding; DNA-binding transcription factor activity, RNA polymerase II-specific
Source: RefSeq, a predicted model, not a curated record